This is a messenger RNA of Neogale vison (American mink), 1755 nucleotides long. RefSeq names its product leucine rich repeat containing 74A (gene LRRC74A). Gene Ontology annotation, molecular function: protein binding. The record is from RefSeq and is a predicted model, not a curated record. NCBI's taxonomy places the organism in Eukaryota, Metazoa, Chordata, Mammalia, Carnivora, Mustelidae.
GGCAGGGUGCACAGACUUUGAGACAGAAGUGAAUGGAUGGGUGUGCUUCUUAGGGGAGCAGCAGAGAGGUGGCGAGAAGCUGACAGCAGCCGCCAGGAGAGCCCUGGAACCAUGGAAAAUGAUGAGCCUCUUGAGCCCAAGACACAAGAUGAACCCGAAACAGAGCCAGCGCCACAGAACAGCGAUGAAACCCUUUACUGUGAGGCCGAGGCGUCCGUGGGUGUGGAUAAAGACAAGGCCGCCCGGGAGAGCUCAGAAACAGACCUGGAGAUCGAAGAUACAGAGAAAUUUUUCACCACCGGACAAAGGGAGCUCUACCUGGAGGCCUGCAAACUGAUGGGUGUAGUGCCUGUCUCCUACUUUCUCCGGAACAUGGAGGAGUCCUACAUGAACCUCAACCACCAUGGGCUGGGCCCCAACGGUACCAAGGCUAUUGCUAUAGCCUUGGUGUCCAACACGAGUGUGGUCACCCUGGAGCUGGCAGACAACGGUCUCAUGGAGGAGGGGCUCCUGAGCCUGGUGGAGAUGCUGCAAGAGAACUACUACCUGCAGGGGAUGAAUGUUUCCGACAAUGAUCUUGGUUUGAAGGGGGCCAGAAUCAUCUCAGAAUUCCUUCAGAGAAAUAUCUCUUCGCUCUGGAACCUCCAGCUUUCAGGAAAUAACUUCAGGGACGAAUCCGCAGAACUGUUGUGCCAAGCCUUGUCGGCCAAUUACCAAAUCAAGACGCUGGAUCUCAGCCACAACCAGUUCUCUGAUAAGGGAGGAGAGUACGUGGGCCAGAUGCUGGCCCUCAAUAUAGGGCUCCAGUCACUGGAUCUGAGCUGGAAUCACUUCCACGUACGGGGAGCUGUGGCCUUGUGCAAUGGUCUCCGGGUUAAUACGACCCUGCAGAAACUGGAUCUCUCUAUGAACGGCUUUGGGAACGAGGGGGCUACGGCCCUGGGGGAGGUCCUCAGACUCAACAACUCCCUGGUCUACCUAGACGUCAGCUGCAAUGACAUCACCAACGACGGAGUCUCCAAAAUCAGCAAAGGGCUGGAGGUCAACGAGAGCCUCAAAGUUCUGAAGCUUUUCCUGAACCCUAUGAGUAUGGAUGGGGCUGUUUCACUUAUCCUGUCGCUCAAGAGGAACCCCAAAGCCAAGAUGGAAGAGAUCGACAUUGCCAAUGUGCUGGUGUCUGAGCAGUUCCUAAAAAUAUUGGACGGGGUGUGUGCCAUCCACCCCCAGCUGGAUGUGCUGUACAAGUCCGUGCAAGGCUUCUCUGCCAAGAAAGCGCUCCUCCAGUGGACGAACCCCAUGAAACUGAUCCAGAGCUAUGCCGACCAGCAAAAAAUCACAGUCCUAGACUUCUUCAAGAGCUUGAACCCUAAAGGAACAAUGACGAUGCCUGUGGGGGACUUCCGGAAGGCCAUGAUACAGCAGGACAAGGUCCCUGUAAACCUGCACCAGGUCAGGGAGCUGAUAAAGAAGCUGGAUGACAAGACAGGCAUGGUGAACUUCAGGUCAGUGUGGGCCCGGCGGCCAUCUGAUCCCGCUUCUGCCCGGGAGGCCCUGCCCCCACCCCCACCCCCCAGGCCCCCCGGGGCUGAGCUGAGCUCCAUGUGCACCCUGCACUCUGUGAGGCGACCUCACCUCCAUGGAAGCAGCUGGCCGAGCUCUCCGGGGCUCCCAAGCCCGCCCCACGGUCUGCCCUCUGCCUCAGCUCCCCCUCAACCACGCUGCUGGCUGCAGGGCCAGACUCUGGGGACACAGUGA